GGAAUGGAAGGGAGAGGGAGUCCAUCCACGUUUAUCGCUCAGUAGUCGUGUGGACCUGAAAGUGUGAGCAAGAGAGAGGAGAUCAUAAACGAUACCCUGUUGCAACGAUUGCGCUUUCAUGUUUUGGAAAGUCCAUAGGCCUACAUCACAAAGGUGAAUGCUGCAGCACAGCCCCCUGGAAAAGGAAUGAGCAAAGAAGUCUAGGAACAGCCUAGGAACAGUGGGUUGCUCUGCUCUCUACAGUGAUUAUUUGUUGAAGCAGCGGCGGCCCGCUUCUCCCCUGUCUGAGUCUCCCUCAAAGUGUGAGUAACACCAUGGGGAAUGGAUUAUCAGACCAGAUCUUCCCCAGCCUUCCUUCCUUCCAGGCCCUCCAUAUUGUCAUCCUGGGUCUGGACUGCGCUGGGAAGACCACUGUCCUCUAUCGCCUUCGUUUCAAUGAGUUUGUGAACACAGUCCCCACUAAGGGAUUCAACACGGAGAAGAUCAAAGUGUCCCUGAGCGCGGGCGGAAAGUCCUGGCGGAAGGCGGCGUUCCACUUCUGGGACGUGGGCGGUCAGGAGAAGCUCCGCCCCCUGUGGCGCUCAUACACGCGGUGCGCCGACGGUAUCGUGUUUGUGGUGGAUUCCGUCGACACGGAGCGUCUGGAGGAGGCCAAGACGGAGCUCCAUAAGAUCACGAGGUUAGCAGAGAACCAGGGGGUGCCUGUUCUAGUGGUGGCCAACAAGCAGGACCUGAGGAACUCCCUGCCACUUCACGAGAUGGAGCGCUCUCUGGCGCUAGCAGAGCUGGGUAAUGGAACGCCCUGGCACCUGCAGCCCACCUGCGCCAUCAUAGGGGAGGGGCUACAGGAAGGUCUCGAGAAGCUCCACACCAUGAUCAUCAAAAGGAGGAAGACGCAGAAAGCUCAACAGAAGAAGAAGAGAUGAUCGGAUUGGUCACACACACAACAGCCAUCAUGGCGGAGUUGGUGGAGUUACACAAGGACUUAAUGUGAGAUACCAAUGGUGAUGGACGGGGUGUUAACCUGUUAGCCAUGAGCUGGACAUGUGGUGUUGACUAGUAUGGUCUACCAAUAAUGCUAGGCGUCUCCUUAUCAAUACAUUGACCAGGUGAUGUGAAGCACUCAGUGAUGGGUCAGCUGCUUGCCGGACUGCCUGCCUUCCUGCAAGUCUGUCUUGGCUCAGUUGUAUCGGUCAAAUGGAAUGGGACUGAGUUUGUUCAGGGCUGUCUUGGGGUGUUGUCACUAUGUCCUCACGGGAACUGAUGGAAUAGAUUUGUUUCACCAUGUCAUGGAUUUUGGAUGGUAACAGAACUGGCUGGCACAGCCACACGGGACAGUAGACACUAAUGUAUUUUUUAAGUAUUUCGUCAUACCAUGAGGCACACGAGAGUUCCCAGAGAGACAAAACAAUCAAAACGUUGAAGUGUCAGAGAAGUCAAAUGCACACUUGACUGUAUGCUGUCUUUACUGUCAAGUGUUACAGGUGUAUGUAGCCUAUUGUUCAAUCAGUUUGAAA
Oncorhynchus tshawytscha (Chinook salmon) is the source of this 1517-nucleotide messenger RNA. RefSeq names its product ADP-ribosylation factor-like protein 4A. Gene Ontology annotation, cellular component: cytoplasm. The transcript is spliced from 2 exons. Gene Ontology annotation, molecular function: GTPase activity; GTP binding. The coding region runs from base 315 to 926 and encodes 203 amino acids. Gene Ontology annotation, biological process: vesicle-mediated transport; intracellular protein transport. Lineage: Eukaryota; Metazoa; Chordata; Actinopteri; Salmoniformes; Salmonidae. The record is from RefSeq and is a predicted model, not a curated record.